Molecule: messenger RNA, 1658 nt
Organism: Meloidogyne enterolobii
Lineage: Eukaryota; Metazoa; Nematoda; Chromadorea; Rhabditida; Meloidogynidae
Source: the annotation of a GenBank genome assembly
UUUUCCUUUCCAAUUUUUCCGAACUUUCCCAAUUUUUUCCUAAACCCUUCCAAGGAUUUUACAAUUAUCCACCUUCCAGGUUUUUAUGUUCCCCUCCUCUCAUUUUAUUUUCCUCUAUUAACUAAACAUUUUAAAGCUCUAUUUAAUUUGCGCAAAAGCUCUAAACAAUAAGAAAAAAGCAAAAAAUAAAAGGAUCACGUUCCAAGAUUUUUUUAUCCCAUUUCCUCUCCCAUUCCUUUUCAUAAAAUAAAAAACUUUAUCCCGUUUAUAAAAUUAUUUCUCUCUCAAAAAAUUUUUCUCUGUUAAAAUUCAACUAAAAAAAAUUAAUUUUCAAUGUCCGUUCGUAAAAAAAUACCCCCAAAACCAACCACAAAACAAUUAAAACAAUUAAAAUCUUCAUUAUCAGUUUCAUCCUUUAAUCGCUUAAAAUCAUUUUCUGGACGUCCCCCUCUUUACAGAAUUAAAACUAUGGAGAAUUUUGAACAACUUUAUGAAACAACUGCAGGCAUUCCUGGGAUGAAUUCAUCCCCUUUAAGAGGAGGGGAUUGGGCAGAUUCGCCUGGACCUGCUGAUGGAAUUAGGCGACAAGAACUUUGUUCGAGGGUUAUGCUGACUAUUACAGCAAAAGAACUCCGAGAUUUGGACCCAGAUGAAUGUAUUGACCCUUAUUGUCGAGUUAGUGUGUGUGAUUCUUCCAGUGCUCCGAAUAGACAAUGGGAAUUUCUUGGACAGACUGAAGUUGUUGGAAAUACAGACUGUCCAGAAUGGAGUACAAAAAUAUGUUUAACCUAUUUUUUUGAAGAACAGCAGAGACUUCACUUUGAAGUUUUCGACAAAAACAAAGAAGGCCUAAACCCCGCUGGCCGGCUUUACCCUAAACGUAUAGGACAAUGCUCAAUCCUAUUACACGAACUUGUUAGUGCUAAUAUGAAUAGGCUUUCAAAGAAUUUGAUGGAAGAAGGAGAAUUCGCCGGAAUAUUAACUGUAGUAGCCGAAGAAUUAAGUGAAGGAAGGCAAGAAUCUGUCUAUUUUGUUGUUAGCGGUCACAACUUGGACAGAAAAGAUUUUUUGGGAAAGUGCGACCCUUUUUUGAAGAUUAGCCGAAUUAAUUUUGAUAACACGCUUCAAUUAGCCUUCAGAACAAGGUAUCAUGAACAAAAUUUAAAUCCAAAAUGGAAACCUUUUGAAAUAUUAACUCAACAAUUAUGUUACGGAGACAAAGACAGACCUUUCCUUAUUGAGUGUUUCGACUGGGAUCAGGACGGAAAUCAUGAUUUGGUUGGCGCUUGUCAAACUACAGUGAAUAGACUGCUUUGUGGACUAGACAAGGAAUUACCCUUGAUCAACGAAAAGAAACUUAAAAAACACAAAAAAUAUGUAGAUUCUGGACAAGUACAAUUUCACAGAAUACAUUUAUGGAAUGAUUAUACUUUCUUAGAUUUUAUUCGAGGAGGAACCGAGCUAGAUUUUACUGUGUCGGUAGACUUUACAAAAUCAAAUUUGCCUAUGCAGGAUCACUCAUCUCUCCAUCGCCGCGAUCGUAUGAAUCAAUACGAAUUGGCAAUUGGCGCAAUUUUAGAAAUUUGUCAGCAUUAUAGUAGAAGCAAAGUAAUAAAAACAAUUUUAGCAGUAGAAGCAAUUUUAAUUUUCUAGUUAUU